This is a messenger RNA of Lactuca saligna, 423 nucleotides long. NCBI's taxonomy places the organism in Eukaryota, Viridiplantae, Streptophyta, Magnoliopsida, Asterales, Asteraceae. The record is from the annotation of a GenBank genome assembly.
AUGUGGGGACUUAGAAAUGUUAGAGAGAUUGUCAACGUUCAAGAAGUUUAUGAUGGUUACCUCAACAUAUUCUCUAUUGAACUUCAUCACGGAGGGAGUUUCACAAAGUUUCCAAAUAUCAGGUAUAUUAAUGGCCAAGUAAGGUACUUUGAUGUUGUCGACAUUGAUGAAUUUUCUGUUCAUGAACUAGACUCGAUGAUGAGAGAAUUAGGGUAUGAUGGUACUGAAAUCAUGUAUUACCAUUUCCGUUUGCCUAAUGAAGGAUUUGACUUUGGACUCCGAGCAUUAGGUAACGAUGAUGAUGUGCGUAAUCUCUCACGAUAUGUUACCCAUAAUAACAAAAUGAUUAAAGUGUACACAGAGCAUGGUCAAACGAACUUGCUUACAUAUUUUAUGUCCCCAACUGGUCCAAAAGGGUUAUAA